This is a messenger RNA of Dimorphilus gyrociliatus, 4654 nucleotides long. The record is from the annotation of a GenBank genome assembly. NCBI's taxonomy places the organism in Eukaryota, Metazoa, Annelida, Polychaeta, Dinophilidae.
GCAUUGUACUGUGACACACAACGCAGUCUAGCCAAUAUUAUAUUAAAUAUACAGCAUCUUAGAUAGAGUGCAUAUCUACUUCAUAAUUUAUACCAAACGGUAUAUGAGGAUAUAAAAUUCUAAUUGCCAAACUAGACAGACAAUUUAUGCUGUCAAUUUAUUUCAACGAUUUCAAAUAUUCAAAAUAUCAAUAAAUUUUUUAAUGGAUUACGUAAUCGAAGCGGAUGUUGACGAACCCCGCGAAGGAGACUAUGAUAUCGACUAUGAAUGUAUACCAGGUGACAACAAGAAAAGAGUGAGAUUUGGAGAGAAUAUUAAUUUAAACGGAGAAGGACACAUUUCUCAUCCUUAUACUCCUAACCAUAAUAUUAGGAUUAAUAGUACUAGCAACAACAAUAAUAGUGACUAUAACACGAAAAUUUCUGAAGGUAAAUAUAAGAGUGCGUAAUUUUGUGUCACAGAAUUUCUAAGCGAUUAUUAGCUAAUAUUCAGAUUAAGCUAUUUAAUCCUUAAAUCUACUGUCUAACAACUAAACCAAUUAAAAAUUUAUGAUAAAGAUAUAAUAGAUAUAGAGAGAGAGAAUAUAGAGAACGCAUUUAUAAGCAGUUUCAUGCUUUAAUUAGUAACAAAUCUUACCUUUUGACCCAAAAGAUUGUGAACAAGAGUUAACUUGUUCAUUUAACAAUUGGAUUAACGUUUUCUUUAUCUAGGCUCCAAAAAAAAAGCGAAACAAGAAUGUUUUCUAAUCGAUUAUAAUAUUCUUUACUUAGCAUUAAAUAGAACUAGUUAAAUUUAUUAGUAUUCAUAAAACAUAUCAACCUAAAUCGUCAUAUAAGAAAAAUUCUUUAAUAUUCAAAAAUGAGGAAUUUUUAAUCUAUAAAGAAUUUUUUCUCUUGUCUAAUCUGACAAUUGGUACAUUGGCGGAUAUUUCUUUUAUCUUAGUUUCAUAAAUAAGUCAUGUGUCAUAAAUUAAAUAUGUAACGAAAGAGAAGAGAGAGUGAGAAACGCAUUGAAAGACCACGUUAAAAGCAGUAAAUCAACGUUUUUCAGGUUAAACAAAGCGAAGUAUUAUUGAAUUGGUGGAAUAAGUGCUAUUAAAAAGUUUAACAUCACUUAAUAUUGAAUUCUAAAUUGGUUCAUAAAAGUAUUCCGAUUUUGCAUAUAUUCUAAUAAUUCUCAUAAUUCGCUUCGUUCUCUUUCGUUAAAGAGACAAGUUUUGAGUUUGAGAAAAUAUCUUUUUAUCUUUAAUAUGAGUAAUAAGAUAUAUUAUUAAUAGUAGCAUCAAGCAUAUAUUUUACCUGUAGAUUAUAUCGAUUACGCAAUAUGAAGUCCACCUAUAUUAAAAAUAUAAUAGCUAAAAAAAUGUUGAAAGAUUGACUGAUAUCUCUAAAACAUUAAAUAUAUUAGCUAUUUUAAAACUCUUGUCAUUUCCCAAGCCUAUUCCUAGUUCAUAUAUAUGUCAUCCUAGUUUAUUCGAAUUGUUUUCUUUGUCAUAUCAUUAAAUGGUCAUAAUUUAACUAUGGUAUUCAUUUGAUAAUAAUGGAUUGGGUCUGUCAAUGUAAUUUUCCAAAUUGAUUUGCCAUGUAAGUGUAUUUUAUAUUGAAUAGGGAAAAAAUGAAAGACUAAUUGGGAAUAUUCGUAUUUUUCUUUAAGGAAGGAGAGGAAAAUAAACCUUUAUCACAAUUAUAUGAGAAUGAAAUAUAUAUUUAUAGCAACUCCAAUAAAUAGUCAUUUUUCCCUCCUUUCCUAUUUUCCUCUUACUAAACAAUAUACCUGUGUUAAGAAUUAAUUAACUAAGAGUUUAAUAAUUUUAACUUUUUUGGAAUAUGAUUAAAGAAUUGUGAUAGUUUUUUAUUAAUUUUUUAUGAAUAGAGUAUUUUUUUUACUCUAUUGAUUAUAUGGCUUAUUUUAAUUACAAAAAGUGAUGUAAUCAAUCAUAUAAGUGAUAUUCAUCUUCUAUUCUAUGAAUAUUUAAAUAUUCAUUUUUGCACAAUAUUUACUAUGUUACUCCUAUUAAUAUAUAAAUCUGUUGUAUAUGUAUAUUCUGUGCAACAAAUCAGUUUAGGCUGAUGAAGCGAAGAUAGUGAAUUGUAGACUGUUAAAUCAUUAUAAUUAUUUUAUUGAAGCGUGAAAUACGUUUUUUGGAAGGGGAAAAACUUGUUUGUAGUAUAGGGGGGUUUUUUGAAGCAAUUAAGGAAAAAUUAUUUAUAAACCUUCAAGGGUGUUCUUUCAAGCCCUACAAUAAGAAUUAUAAAGCGUUUAUAAGCCUAAAGAAAUUAUUGACUAGACAAGAAUUUGUUUACUUAUCAACCAGGUGACAUUGAUUCAAGUUCUCUCGCAACAACAACGACAUCUAGCGGUGAAUUCUCAAGCAACGUUGAACAGAGUUCUAUAGCCAAUCUAAACGAAACAAAGAAACACUGGGAACAGUUUGCAGCUGAAUCGGAAAAUCAAAAUAACGCCAAUAUUCAAGAGAUGAACGAGGAGUUGGUAGACAGCGCCAUCGAUAGGGAAAUUAAGGCGACGAAUGAAAGGGAAUAUCAAUUGAAAAAAGAGAGAGAUAUGUUGAUUAAUUCUCAGGAUUUUCAAGAAAUGACUGAAGUUGAUCGCGAUACCCACGCUCAAAGUGACGUUAUUGAAGAGGACGACUUGGCCGAUGAUUUAGAAAGAAGUCUUGAUAUUAAUGAAAAAAGUGUGGUAAGAGAAGAAUCUCUGAUUGAACGGGAAAUAAGAUUGGCAAAAGAGAGGGAGGAAGAAUUGCGUCAACAGCGUACCUCUUUGGCGCAGAACAAGUGCUCUCCACCCUCGACGCCUGUAACUCCAAUAAAAGCGAAGCCUACUCCGAAAUUUUCCAAUAGUACGCCGCCUACGCUUCCAUCAACCCCGUCUUCCGUUCAUACGAAUUCACCUACAACUUCUGGUCGAUAUGAAAAUUCAACAAGAAUGAUUGAAUCGAGAUUAGCCAGAGAACUAAGAGAACAAAGGGAAAAAGAAGAUGAAUUGCGAAGUCUUAGAAAACAGAUGGGAUUGUUUACAGAGGUUGAUGGUGUCGAAACGACUCCUAUAUUACCAAACGUUCCGAAAGUUGAAACUCCUCCUCCAACCCCCGAAGUUGCUAUUUCUCCUGCUCCGUUUGUUGAGACUACCCCUCCUCCAGAUUCGCCGCCACCUUCUCGAAUUAAGGUGGCACCCUUACUCGAAGAAGACAAAACCGACUUGAGUCAAUUCGCAACCGUUUCGAGUGAAACACCUAUCGAAAGAGAAAUAAGAUUAGCUAGAGAGCGGGAGGAGAGUUUUAGGAGAGAGAAAGGUAUUAAACUAAAGGCUUAUCAAGAAGAGCAAAUCAUGAGCGUUCCCCAACAAAAACCUAUCGAAGAAUCACCAAACAACUUAAAUAAGGCCAAUCAGAGUCAGAGCUAUAAAAAAUGGGCUCACACUAGAAUACAAAACGAAAUAAAACUAGAACAGGCUAGAGAAGAAAAUUUAAGGCAUCAAGGUCGUAUAAUUAGUACUUCUAAAGAUUACGAACCCGAUAGGAAAAAGUAUCAGGAAGUUGCUCCUGUUGAAGGUUCACCCUCAUUCAGGAGAGUUAAUGGUUCCCCAACCAAGAUACACAAUGAUAUUCAACCAAAAAUAAAAACUGAAGAAAUUAAUCGUAAAUUAUCUGAUGUAUCUCAACCAGAUUCACCGGACGUAUCGGUUAAAAGCGAGCCCGAGCCUGUGGUUGUAGUACCUAAACCACCUCCGCCUAAAGAUAACGUUCCAAAACCAAUAAGCACCAGUUCGUCAAUGAACUUUCAACAUUCUUCGGUUCAACCGACUAGUGUGAAAAGAUCUACAAGCGAAAGCUUAAUAAGAUCCUCACCCAGCGGACAAGACCGAAUAGAAAGAGAAGUGAGAGAAAUGAAAGCAAGAGAGAUUGAACUAAGAAGGCAAAGACAUUCACUUGGCAUCUAUCAGAAUGAACUGAUAGCAGAUGACGAAUUAGACUCUGAAAUAUUCUCUCCAACAAUCUCCUCCCAAUCAACAGAUGUUAAUUCAGCUGAAAGAAGUCGAAGAAGAAGUAAGCUAGAAGCUGAUUGGCAGCAAAAAAUUCAACAGAGUUUGCAUAACUAAUAAAAAUUUUGUCAUAUUUAGUUUAUCAGUGAUUUCUGCUAAACAGUUGGUUAAAUGAUUUAAUUAAUAAUUACAUAAUCUCUAAUCUAUAUACAGUAUAUAUAUAUAUAUAUAUACAUAUAUAUAUACAGUAUAUCAAUAAUGUCCUAUUGUUUAAGAAUUGUAAGAGUAUUUUUGUCUUUUUAUUUUCGUCAACAAGACCGUAGUAAAGAAAAAAAUAUCACAUUGUUUAGAAAAUAAUUAAUAUACAGUAGUAUUCAAGUUUUGAAGGAUGAAAUAAUAGUAUACAAAUAAUAUAAUUGUUAGUUUUUGCUCCUCCUCCAACUCCUCUCCGCCCAUCUUCUUUUGUUCACUAUCUUUCUAAUUCUUUAUAGAUACACCUUUUUCAAUUUUUAAAGUACGGAGAAAGUGAAAAAUAACAUAUAACAAUACAUAAAUUUCUUAAGGAAUUCUUAUCCCUUAAUUUCAACAUUUUAAUAUUAAAGUCUCUUAUUUAUUAUUACUAUUAUUAUUGCACUUUGAAACUACUCAAUUAAAU